Ilyonectria robusta is the source of this 1226-nucleotide messenger RNA. RefSeq lists its product as uncharacterized. Lineage: Eukaryota; Fungi; Ascomycota; Sordariomycetes; Hypocreales; Nectriaceae. The record is from RefSeq and is a predicted model, not a curated record. The transcript has a single exon. Bases 197 to 1024 code for a protein of 275 amino acids.
CUACCAACCAUUGCCAGUCAAAAUCCUCUUUGCUACCAUAAGCCCACACCCAGCCUGAUACUUGGAUUGGGUAAAGAGCGGCAAAACAUGAGGAGCUCCCACUUCAGCCAAGCCUCCCGAUAAUAUCAAUGUUUCUUCUAUUCAUACCCUGAUCACGCUUGAAACCCUCAGAUCAAUUCUCAAUGAGUGCAUCCAUAUGCCAUUGCGUCUAUCUUGUGCAUCGAAUCUCCAUUUCCAGAGACAUUGUGACCGGUUGUCAAACUCGUCUAUCAUUCUACCGGUAAUCCCUAAGUUAUCUGACAUCAGCUGCUAUGCAUAUGCAGUCGGCCGUGCCAAGCCCAACCCCAGACGAUCCACAACUUUUCUGCCACCCCACAGUCAACUCGCAACUUUCUUCCUCUCUUGUCAAGCCAAGAUGGCCGCCCCAAGACGCGACCAUGACUCUAGCAAGAGAAAACAUGAUGCAGGCUUAUCCAAAGAUGCCGACACUUCAAAGCGAGCCCGAACGAAAUCCGCGCACCCUACGAACCCAUCCCUCAUAGGCCCCCACGAACCCAUCGUCGCCGAACUCGCGCCAAAGUACGACGUCCUCGCCGCCUCCGUCAUAUCUUCCACCCAGAUCCGCAAGCGCGUCACGUACAUCGCCAGUCAUCUCCUGGCCGAAGCCGAGCAGCCACGAGUAGGAUUACUAUAUGCCCGGACCGCGGACGUGUGCAAGUUGAUCACCGUUGUGGAGCAUUGCAAAAGGGUCCUCAGCGAGGAGGGCAGAACUUGCUACCAAUACAACCAACUGUUUGAUCUACCGGAGGAAAACAAGAAGCGAGACGUUGUGGAGGAAACUGUCCUGGAGAAGGGAAACGACGAUGACGAGGACAGUGACGACUUCGAAGUUAUGCACAGUCGGUUCGAGGAUGCCGUGCUCCCCCGGCCUUCGACCCGUUCUGUCAAGUCAAUGCGGGUUUUCCUGUCGGUUGCUCCCGUCCCCGAGCUCAGGUCGAAACGGGACAUUACAUCUCAGUCCUGAGCAGAGAAAAGAGGGGAUCACGAGGGAUAAAAGGUCUCGGACGUGAUGGGAGAGGACCCACGACGUGUGGGCCACAAAAUUUCGGUGACCCGAUCCAGAGAAGCUUCGGCAUAGUUGGCGUUGGAAGGCAAUUGCAUGGAUUGUGGGCAGGAUAGCAGAAUUUUCGAGAUACCCAGGUCAAGGAUCAAAACAUCCUGUUUUU